Messenger RNA from Aspergillus tubingensis, 11979 nucleotides. Its product is annotated as beta-ketoacyl synthase domain-containing protein. The transcript is spliced from 6 exons. NCBI's taxonomy places the organism in Eukaryota, Fungi, Ascomycota, Eurotiomycetes, Eurotiales, Aspergillaceae. Gene Ontology annotation, biological process: secondary metabolite biosynthetic process; fatty acid biosynthetic process. Gene Ontology annotation, molecular function: fatty acid synthase activity; phosphopantetheine binding; 3-oxoacyl-[acyl-carrier-protein] synthase activity. The record is from RefSeq and is a predicted model, not a curated record. Bases 1 to 11979 code for a protein of 3992 amino acids.
AUGGGUUCCACGCUUGAUAGGCUCGAGCCAGUUGCCAUAAUCGGCAGCGCCUGUCGAUUUCCAGGAGGAGUGGCAUCGCCAAGCCAGCUGUGGGAGCUCUUAGAGAAUCCCAUAGAGUUGGUUCGCGAGCUUCCCGACGAUCGUUUCUCUGCGGAUACCUUUUAUCACCCUAAAGCCCAGUCUCCGGGUCAUACCAACGUGAAAAAAGCGUAUACGUUGACGCAGGAUGUUCGCAAGUUUGACGCGUCCUUCUUCAACAUCAGCCCGGCAGAGGCCAAGGCGAUGGAUCCCCAGCAACGCAUGCUUCUGGAAGUGACCUACGAGGGCUUGGAAAGAGCCGGUGUUACCAUUGAGUCCUUGAAGGGGUCUGAUACGGGAGUGUUCGUGGGGAUGAUGUGGAAUGAUUACCUUACGAUGCAGGCCCAAGAUAAUUUCAACAGUCCAACGUAUAUCGGCACAGGAACUGCCAGGAGUAUUGUGGCUAAUCGCCUAUCCUACUUUUUUGACUGGCAUGGACCUUCAUUUACGCUGGACACCGCUUGCUCGUCGAGCCUUGUCGCAGUGCAUCAAGCAGUGCGAGCCAUCCGUGAGGGAGACUGCGAGGUGGCAGUUGUGGCCGGUGUGAAUCUCAUCCUGGGCCCCGAAAAUUUCGUUCAGGAGAGCCAGUUGAAAAUGCUGUCGUCUGAUGGGCGUUGCAAGAUGUGGGAUCGAGACGCUGACGGCUAUGGCCGGGGAGAAGGUGUCGCUGUGCUGGUCCUCAAAAGGCUCGGGGCUGCGACGAUGCAUAGAGAUCCUAUUGAGUGUAAAAUCAGAAAUAUCGAGAUCAACCAUGACGGCAGCAAGGCGGGCCUGACCAAACCAAACAGCGCAGCGCAAGCGGAUCUGAUCAGGAAAACAUAUCACAAGGCAGGGCUCGAUAUACAUAAUCCUCAGGAUAGAUGUCAAUUCUUCGAGGCACAUGGCACAGGCACCGCCGCUGGUGACCCCGCAGAAGCAGAAGCUAUAUACCAAGCAUUUAGCCUAGAGAAACAAGCUUGGUCCGACAAUCAUAUGUAUGUGGGCUCGAUCAAAACGGUUAUAGGUCAUACUGAGAGCACUGCCGGAAUCGCUGGCAUCAUGAAAGCGUCUCUUUCUAUGCAAAAUGGCCGUAUUGCUCCUAACCUCCACCUGCACAAUAUAAAUCCAGCCAUUUCGCCUAUCUCCGGGGCCCUCGAGGUCCCGACCCGCCUGGUUGACUGGCCACAACAGUCUCGGAGAGCUAGUGUCAACUCCUUUGGUUUCGGCGGUGCCAAUGCUCAUGUCAUUUUGGAAGGUGUCGAAGUUUGGAGGGACCCGGUGGUGAAGAAAGCAGCAGCUCAGACCUUUACACCAUUGGUCUUCUCCGCCCAAUCUAAAGCCUCACUCGUUGCAACACUGAGAGUGUUUUCAGAAUACCUUGAUCGAGAACCAAAUGUAAAUCUCGUUGACCUUUCCUGGACGUUGCGAAACCGUCGAUCAAAGUUCCGCUGGCGAGUGGCGUACACAGCGACCAACGUCAGCUCGCUGCAGGAACAGAUCAAUGAGACCAUCGCAAAAUCCCACCAUCAUCCUGGAGCACUCAUGGAAAUUUCGAGUACUCAAAGGAGAGUGUUGGGUGUAUUCACCGGCCAGGGCGCUCAGUAUGCCCGCAUGGGGGCAGCUUUGCUGGAAAAGUCGGGGUAUUGUGCUGAGAUCGUCGGAGAGUUGGAGCGGGAAAUGGCCUCUUUACCACCGGAUGAUCGCCCAUCGUGGUCAAUCCGCGAGGAAUUACUCAAAGAUGGCUCGAAUACUCGCAUUAAUGACCCUGAAAUCUCUCAGACCCUCUGUGCAGUAGUGCAGAUCGUGCUCGUUCGUCUUCUUGCUCGGCUUGGAAUUGAGUUCUCCGCCGUCGUCGGCCACUCGUCCGGAGAGAUAGGUGCUGCCUUUGCCGCUGGAUGCCUUUCCAUGCGAGACUCUUUGCUAUUAGCAUACUUCCGAGGACGGUACGCCAAACAUGCGUGCGGUCUCUCUGGCGGUCCAGGGGCGAUGCUGGCCGUUGGAACAUCCCAACAGGACGCCGCAGAGCUGUGCGAUAUGGAGGAAUUCCGUGGGAGAGUCGUCGUUGCAGCUUCAAACUCAACAUCAAGUGUGACAUUGGCCGGUGAUGAAGAGCAGAUUGAGCAAAUCCGAAUCAUUUUCGAAGACGAGGGCAAAUUCUGCCGGAGGUUAAAGGUGGACGUGGCAUACCAUUCCCACCACAUGCUCCCUUGCUCCAAGAUAUAUAGAGAGGCCAUUGAACGCCAUGGAAUAGCGGGCAAAGGGAGUAGAAUGGGCCCCCGGUGGUACUCAAGUGUGCUACCAACGUCAGGCAUCCCGCACCUAUGUUCAGACUACUGGAUACAGAACAUGCUGCAGCCAGUACUAUUCCACCAGGCAGUUUCUCGGGCGGUGUCUGAGAUGGGGUGCGACAUGGUUGUUGAGAUUGGGCCUCAUCCCUCACUAGAGAGUCCAACUAUGAAAACCAUUCAAUUCAUAAAGUCUCCACGGGAUUUCCAGGAUGUCGUGCAUUUAGGAACGCUUCAACGAGAGAAAUGCGCAACAGAUGCCAUAUCUGAGACCCUUGCCUCUCUGUGGGUACACAACACACAGUGCAAUAUUGACUUGGAUUGGUAUGAGAAGCAAAUGACCGAGGACCAUGAAUUUGCUGUUGUUGUGGAUCUUCCCUCCUAUCAGUGGAACCACGAGCAUCCUCUUCCGGACGAAAAGAGUCGCUAUUUGCGCGCACUUUAUCACCGAAUGGGCAAAUAUCAUCCGCUUCUCGGUCGCCUGUGUCCAACAAGCUCUGACACCCACCUCCUUUGGCGUAACAUCGUUCGGCUGUCUCAAAUCCCAUGGUUGAAAGGUCAUCAGCUCCAAGGCCAGGUGAUAUUUCCGGCUACGGGAUAUCUGGUGACUGCCAUCGAAGCUGUUGCAUGUAUACUGAGCGAAAACGAGCAAGCGCGGCUAAUCGAACUUCAUGAUGUCCAGUUCCAUCAGGCAAUGGUAUUCUCUGAAACAGAUGAGGGGGUGGAGGUGCUUUUCCAGCUCGACAAGCUAUCCAGAGAAAGCGGCUCAAUCGUCAGCGCUCGAUUUAUUUAUUCCGCCGCUAUAGGGGCACAGGGCAACAUGAAGGCCACCGCCAGUGGCUUGGCGACGGUCGAGGUGGGCCGGGCAGAGAGUGAGAUACUUCCUCCUCGACAAACCCCCUCCACUAGUAUGUCCAUGGUCGAUCUAGACAUGUUCUAUCGCUAUCUGCAGAACCUUGGAUAUGAUUAUUCGGACCAAUUUCGCUCACUCGAUGACCUCGAACGGUGUUCUGGGUUUGCAGCAGGAAAGGUCUACCCUCCAGACAGCGAAGAAGCCAUGGAAGCACCAUAUCGAGUUCAUCCCGCUGUACUAGAUGCGGGAAUUCAGGUUCUACUAUUAGCCUACAGCUACCCGUGGGAUGGCAGACUGCGCUCGAUUCAUGUUCCCACCACCGUUGACAUUGUGCGGAUUAAUCCUGCGGCGUGCGAUGCGAUAACACAACCUGAGGUACCCUUUUCUAUUGACUCUCGACUCGCACCACCUGAUCAUGGGCUAGCUGCUCAUAUCACGGGCGACGUAGAGAUUUACCGGGGCAGCAGUAAAUGUGCGGCAAUCCAGCUAGGGGGAGUAACCGCUAAACCUCUGACGGCGGCCACUGCAGCUGAUGAUCGGCAGUUGGUCUUCUCAGAGACCUGGUGGCCGCAAGAGCCGGAUGCAACAGGCGUCGAUACUGACGAACCUAGUGAAAGGGUAGACGAUAUGGCGCGAUGUCUGGAACGAGCGUCGAUUUUCUACCUACGCCGGUUGCGUGACGAAAUUACCUACCGACCUUUGGAGGCUCCCAGCAGUCUUGCAACAUCAUAUCUGAACUAUGCAGACUAUAUAGUCUCCUUGGUGGGCGCUGGGCUUCAUCCGUGGGUUACAAUCGACGAUAAAAUUGACAGACUCGAAGACAUCCUUGCGGCUACUGCACCAUACUCCGAGUACCCCGAAGUAAAGCUGGUGCACGCCAUCGGAGAUAACAUCGACAGGGUAUUGCGAGGGGAAGUACACAGCCUCGAGAUCUUAGCAGCAGAUGGCAUGCUUGAUAAGUACUACGAGCACGGAGAGCCAAUGCGAACAACGAACCAAUGGCUCAGCCGCGUCGUUGAACAGGUCAGUCGCAAGUAUCCGCAUAUGAAUGUCUUAGAAGUUGGAGCUGGUACCGGAAGCGCAACAAAGGCCGUUCUGAGCCGGAUUGAAGAACGAUUUGCAUCGUAUACCUUCACGGAUGUAUCCUCAGGCUACUUUGGUGGAGCCGAAGGCCUCUUCAGCACCUGCCAGAAGAAGGCGAGCAUGAAGGUGCUUGAUAUUUCACGAGAUAUUGAAGCACAAGGGUUCGCUCCCCAUUCCUACGACCUCGUCAUUGCUUGCCACGUUUUGCAUGUAACUCCAUGCCUGGAAGACACCCUACGGAACAUACGUUCUCUGAUCAAGCCAGGCGGGUAUCUGAUCUUGUCCGAGUUGACUUCGAACGACAUAAGUCGGGUGGCCUUCAUAUUCGGUGCGUUGUCUAGCUGGUGGGCAGGGCGUGAUGAGGGUCGCGUACUGGGACCUAAUGUGUCUGCUGUUCAAUGGGAUAGUUUACUUCGAAAAACUGGAUUCUCAGGAGUGGAUUCGAUAGCUGGGGAGAGACACAACAGUGCCUAUGCAUGCACUGUGAUGGUGGCGCAGGCGAUUGACGAGCAAGUGGAAUUCCUGCGUCAUCCACUCUGGGCGCCCAGCCGACCUAUAUCCGGACUCCCUAUACCACAGUUGAUUCUACUUGGAGGUGCAUCGUUGACAACAGCGAGCCUCGUCGGCAAUCUGUGCCAGAUAGUAUCGCCAUUAAGCCAGAGCGUACUAACCUUCCAGACUCUACAGGACGUACAGUAUGAUGCCCUCCAUCCCGAGGCCGUAAUCCUGUGCAUGAUCGAGCUUGAUGCUCCGCUUUUUGCGAACGUCAAGGACGGGUGUUUUCAGAGCCUUAAGAAUAUGUUAUUAGAGCCGAGGAGGCUUCUCUGGGUGGUAGAGGGUAGUGGGAAGGCCGACAAGUAUAGCGCCAUGACUUUAGCGUUUAUUCGGUCUGCCUGUUGGGAAAUACCUGACAUGCGCUUCCAAUUCCUUCGAUGGGACCACGCUCGCCUGGCGAAUUCAAGCAACAUCGCCGAGUAUUUACUGAAGUUCGCUUGCUUGACAUCUCGAACUCAGAAAGCAAAAAAUAAGUUACUUUGGUCCUGCGAGACCGAAGUGAGGAUCAAUGUGCGGCUCCAAGCGCAUAUCCCUCGACUGGAGCCGGCAAAGCCGGCAAAUGAACGGUAUAAUUCUUCGGUGCGGAAAAUUACUCGCCAUGUCUCCUCCAGCCCAGUCCAGCGGGUCGGUCUGCAUCUUCAGCAUGGCAGGCAUGUCUUCGCAGUUUGCGGCGAUCAGUCCUUGAUUCACCGAGAUAGUGAGAAGGUGGAACUGGUCGUCGAGCUCAGCACUAUGUGGCCGCUCAGAUAUGCCGACGGCCAACUCUUCCUGGUCCUAGGCUGUUUAACAGGGAAAGCCACCACGUAUCUGGCGCUGACGCCGUCUGUUGCAUCUCACCUAGUCAUUCCUCAACAUCAGCUGGUCGAGUACAAAAUCCCAGAAGGACACACUAAAGUCAGCGCACUGGGAUGUAUUGUUGCUCAUCUGCUCGCUGCGGCAAUUUUGGAUGGCAUUGAAUGUGGCAAAUCAGUGCUGGUUCACAACUCGCCUAGACCUUUGGGAGAAAUUCUCCAGAGGAUUGCGGCUGAGCGGAAGGUUACUUUGACUCUUACCACCUCAGAAGCUGAAAAAGAUAUACCAGAGUCCUGGAUACACAUACCGCCCUACUCACGCCCACUGCAAAUCAAAACAACCCUGCCUCCAAACGUCGACAGAAUUGUGGACCUGACAGUGGACAAGGAGGUGGCGCAGAAGGGUAUCCUGGGGUGCAUUCACAAGCAAUGCACCGUUUGGGAUCUCGGCACCCUAUUAGGUGACGAUACUAGCAAUUGGAUAAAAACCAAGGCGUACGCAAAUCCGGAUGUUCUGAGGCUGGCUACACAUCAGGCAUGCUCCUCUGACUCUCCAUUCGACAUAUCUCUGAUUAGUUCCGCUGUUAUCACCCCCAAACAGCUUGUGGAUAAGCCACAGCCUCUCGCGCCCUUUACUUUACUUGACUGGAUUGCGGACAAAAUCAUCCCUGUGGGCGUCACCACUGCAGGUUCGCAAGUCACAUUUCGAGGAGACAGGACCUAUUGGUUGGCCGGUAUUUCAGGAAGCCUUUCCGCGUCACUAUGUGAGUGGAUGAUCAGCCGUGGAGCACGGUACAUCGUGAUCAGUAGUCGUCAACCGCGAAUCAAUCCGUUGUGGUUGGAUCGGAUGAAGCGGCUGGGAGCGACUGUCCUUCCAUUCGCCAAUGACAUCACCGAUUAUGAUCGAGUCCAGGAGUUAUACCAAACCAUAUGUAAGGAGCUCCCUCCGGUGGCUGGAGUCGCCCAUGGCGCCAUGGUUCUCCGGGACAGACCAUUGCGGGACAUGACCCACGAUGACCUCUAUACUGUUCUGGCACCAAAGGUUACAGGAAGUCAAAAUUUGGAUAGUCUAUUCUGGGAUAAGCCAUUGGAGUUUUUCAUACUUCUAUCUUCUGUGGUCAGCGUCGUUGGACAUGCAAGCCAGGCCAAUUACGCUGCUGCAAACGGCUUUUUGGACGCAUUGGCUAGCUAUCGCAGACAAAGGGGCCUAUGUGCAUCAACAAUCAACCUUGGAGUUAUUGCCGGCUCUGAUGUGGUAUCUGGGCGCUCUGGGGCCUCUUUAUUGACCGCGCUUCUCAGUCGGCGUUUUAUGGGCCUCUCUGAGUCAGACUUCCAUGAGGCCUUUGCAGAGGCUAUUGCCCUUGGGAAGGCGGAUAGUUCUUCGGGGUCUUCCGUUAUCACCGGAAUUUCACUUGUCAAAGAAGGAGACAAGAACAAUACAUUCGUGCCUGUGUGGACUAAAGAGCCAAAGUUCAGUUCACUCGUCAUUAACGGAGGCUCUUCUCAUGCAGGGACCGCCAAGAGGCGAGAUGGGAACUCCAUCGAGUCUCAACUACGUAAGGCAAAGACGGACGAGGAUGUUCGUGCGGUUAUGAUGGGUACUAUAUGCAGCAGACUUCGGCAGAUUCUUCAGGUUUCAUCGGACAUGGAUAUUACGUCUUCAACGCGCACUGAUCAACUAGGACUGGACUCUCUAAUUGCGGUUGAUCUGAAAUCAUGGUUGUCGAAGACAUACCGGGUUGACAUUCCGACGCUUAAGAUCAUGGCUGGAAUGGAGAUCGGGGAGCUUGUGCGAUUGACAAUGGAUAGCAUCGAACAUAGAAGUGAGGAAUCAUUGGAAGGAGAUACCAUUUCUUCUAGUGCCGAAGACCUAGUAGAAGAAACACCCCCGGGGUCGUCGUUGCUAGGCAACUCAGAUGAUCGAACAAGCAUGACUCCUGACCUAUUUCCAGAGACUAUGUGUACUACGGAGGGGGUGUCAAAAGCGUCUUCAGGCGAGCAGUUCAUUCAGUCUCGCAUGAAUAACAACGGAUCAGCAUUGGCAAGCAUCACUCAUGUAUCGACUGCUCAUGCACAACGGGAAGAAGGUCUAACGGGAGUCUGCUCCAUCUCUACUGAUGAUCAAUAUGAAGUAGUACGGUCUGGGGGCCUCUCUUCAUCACAGUCAAUGUUCUGGUUUAUAGAUUCAUUGAUGGAGGAGAAGACCACACUCAAUCACACCCUCCUAUACCGCAUUCAAGGACCACUUGACGCGGCAAAUCUGGAGCGGGCACUUAACGUUGUCGCGAUGCGCCACGAAGUUCUGCACUCACGGAUACGGUAUGACGAAAAAACGCAAGAGAUGAUUCAGGAGGUACUUCGAAAACAACUUGUGUUUUUGGAGAAAAGACAGGUUCAGGAUACAUGUGAAGUGGACACCAUGUACAACGAGCUUCACAGAUAUGUAUACGAUCCCGAAUCGGGUCACGCGUUCCGCAUGAUAUAUAUCUCUUCCUGCUCGGAGGACAGCUUCCUACUGAUCGGUUAUCAUCAUCUCAUUGUAGACGGCUCAAGUCAUGCCAUCAUCAUGCGCGACCUCCAGGACGCAUAUCGAGGACGACCACUUACAACGAAGCCUGUACAAUUCCUGGAUUACGUACAGGAAGAGCAGGAGAAGCGUGCUUCGCGUGUAUGGAGUGAAGAUAUCAUAUACUGGAAAGGCGUACUCGAUCCCGUGCCUGAACCUCUUCCCGUUUUUCGCAGUCGAGUCUCCACACGUCCACUCCUAAAGCAAUACGAUAUGCACCGAGUUGAGUACACUUUGCCCGGCGAUUUGCACAGCGAACUUAGCCGCCUGGCGGUAGCAAAUCGAGCCACGCCCUUUCAUGUCUACCUUGCCGCAUUUGAAGUUCUUCUCUUUCGCUUUCUCGGUGUACAUGACCUUUGCAUCGGGACAGGGGAUGCGAAUCGUUGGGAUGCUGGGAAAACUGACUGCGUUGGUCCAUAUAUUAACCUUGUACCUCUUCGUUUUCAGGUCGAUAAGGACAUGACAUUCGCCUCUGUCUUGAAAGCAACACGAAACACGACCUAUGACUGCCUCCAACAUGCCCAGGUGCCAUUUCAAGUGUUACUUAAUGAACUGCGAAUUUCACGGUCAGCAGCUCACAGUCCCGUGUUCCAGGCGUUCUUGGAUUACCGACUUGCUCCCGAGACCGACGGCUUGUUUGGAGACCGCCACAUCGACCUGGAGAGAUGGGAUAUUGCACAGCUGGGCUACGACUUCAUGAUUGAUGUCGUCCCUCAUCCGACUCGUGGAAUGUCCAUUGCGAUCCAUGUGCAGAAGUCAGUCUAUGGGGAGGUAGAGGCCAGAAUGCUCGCGAAGGGUUACGAGGAUAUCAUCAAAGAAAUCGUUGCGGCGCCUGGCCGCUCAAUAGAACGCCAAUGGAAGUUCCGAGCAGAUGACAUAAAUGAAGCUUGCGAGCUUGGACGGGGACCCUCUGCUGCUUCAAGCUGGCCAACAACCAUCCCGCAUCGCAUUGACACCAUUGCCAAGUACCAUGGCUCUCGAACGGCUGUAAGAGAAGCCAGCGGUGGGACGGUCACGUACAGUGAGCUGCUUGCCCGAGUAGACAGCAUCGCAUUGGCCAUGGUAAACAGUGGCUUGAUGCGAGGAGCGCCGGUUGCGGUGUAUCAGGAACCAUCAAUCGAGUCUAUCGCUUCCACACUGGCCAUUCUCAAAGUUGGUGGAGUAUAUCUACCGCUAGAUCUAUCGGUUCCACCGGGGAGAUUAGCCACAAUGGUGCAGUCCGUUAAUCCUAGGAUUGUAUUGGUACACGAUGCAACCUUAGGCCGCGAGAGAAAUCUUUUCCUAGCACAGAGUGUCCCCACGAUAAACGUGUCUAACGUGCGUCAACUUGGUCAAACGUGUGGUAGUCGCGCUUUUAGCAAUGGCCCUGCGGUAAUUCUCCACACCAGUGGAACAACAGGAGUGCCCAAGGGAGUGCUUCUCACGCACGCCAACCUGCGAAAUCACAUGGAAUUCUCCAUGCCACUUGCAGAUAUCAGGCCAGAGCAUGUCUUUCUCAACCAGAGUGCUUGCUCAUUUGAUCUGUCCCUGGCACAAAUCCUCGGGCCUCUGUGCUAUGGGGCUACUGUGUGCGUUGCACAGCGCGAGGUGCGAUAUGACCCUGCAGAAAUGACGCAUUUAAUACGUCGUGAGAGAAUUACGCAUACUUUGGCUACACCUAGCGAAUAUAGAAGCUGGCUGAAAUGCGCGGGACUUGAGGACCUUCAAGAAAGCACCUGGGUUACGGCUUUAGUCGCGGGUGAGCCAGUGACGCAAGAUUUGCUAGAGAACUUCCGACUGCUCGCAAAGGACAACCUACGGCUCUACAAUUUGUACGGCCCGUGCGAGACCACUAUUUGGUCUACCGCUACUGAGCUAGAAUACUCCAUACCCGGCCAAUAUGCACAGGGAGUCCCAGUUGGACGGCCUGGCUAUAAUGAGUGGAUAUACAUUGUAGAUGAGUUGCUUCAACUCCAGCCUGUCGGACUUCCCGGUGAGGUCAUCAUUAGCGGCGCCGGUGUUGCGGAGGGAUAUGUCAUUUUGGAUGAUGAGAACAAGGCCAAGUUUGUGGAGGACACUUUUCACUCUUCAAAGGUGGAGAACCAGAUGAUGUACCGAACUGGUGACCGAGGAAGACUACUAGAAAAUGGUCAGCUCGUCCUCGAGGGUCGCGUGGCGGGUGAUACUAUGGUGAAGCUUCAUGGCGUACGGAUCGACCUCCAGGAUGUUGAGAAGAGCGUACUGCGUGUCGGCGGGGGGUCUUUGGUGGACGUCGCGGCCUCGAUAAGACAAGGCUCUGGGCCUGGCUCUGCACACCUCGUUGCUCACGUUGUCUUCUGCAAAAGUGACCCGAUGUCACAAGGACCGCAUCAAUUUCUACGACAGCUUAGGCAUCGCCUUGACCUACCAUCUACGAUGUGCCCCACGAUGAUCCCUAUUGAGCAAUUGCCACGAACGGUGUCAGGGAAGCUUGACCGGGCUGCUGUGAAAAACCUUCUCGUGCAAUCCUCGAGUCCCUCUGAGAAUGAUGUCGGGGAUCUGUCGAAGUUGCAAGCAAGAAUGAAACAACUUUGGCUGUCUGUUAUACCCGCCGAGCUUGUCAGAGCUGAGGACAUCGAUCAAGAGACGGACUUUUUCCACGUUGGAGGAGAUUCAAUGUUGCUCAUUGACCUGCAUCGAUCGGUCACAAAUGAGUUUCAUUCUUCUAUCUCUCUUUUACAACUCUUCCAGCAUAGCACUCUGGAGGGAAUGUCGUCGCUUUUGUCACCCAACGGAAUUGGAUCAUCGACUUCCGACACCAUUGAACGAGGACCUGAUACCAUCGAUUGGAACAAAGAAACUGCUCCGUUAGUUCGUGAUGUGCCCUGGAGGGAGAUGGCUGUUAACCCGCCAAGCCCGUUGCCACGAACCAUUGUUCUCACUGGUGCGACGGGGUUGCUCGGUGAGCGCUUGUUAGAAGUUCUUGAUCGGCACCCGCAGGUUGGCACAAUCAUCUGCGUUGCUGUCCGCACACUGAAGGCUCGACAGGAGCAGCUAAAGAGGUUUCGAAAGGUGGAAUAUAUUGAAGGAGAUCUGGCCCUGCCUUUACUAGGGCUCGAUGAACCCACAGCGUGCCGCGUUUUUAGGGACGCCGAUGCCGUCAUCCACAACGGCGCAGACACCUCUCAGGCCAAAUCAUACACUACUAUACGGCCAGUCAACCUUCAGUCAACCAAAGAACUGGCAAGUCUUUGUGCCAGGCGUCGGAUUCCUCUUCAUUACGUCUCCACGGCGAGUGUAUUACUUCUAGGUGGCCAAGACGGGCAAGAUAAGCAUGUAACGCACUUCACCCCGCCCACUUCCGGUGCAUUCGGAUACGUUUCGUCAAAGUGGGCUAGUGAAUGUUAUCUGCACAAAGUCAAUCAAGAGUUUGAUCUACCAGUCUUUAUCUACCGGCCCACCCAACUGGUCCCAAGCAAUGAGAGUAACCGGGGGCAAACCAGCUUCGGGCAGAUGCUGCUUGACUAUGUGCAGCGUUUGCAGAAAGUCCCUGAUAUACCUAGCAUUUUGGAAACAUUAAGUUUUGUUCCGACUGACCGGGUGGCUAGGGCAGUUGUGAGGUCUGUCCUAGGCAAUAAUCGGGGUAAGAGCCUUGUUUUCCCUCUGGAAAGUGAUGAUAAGCCGAUCAAGAUUCUAUCAAAUAAGGAGAAAAACCUACCGACCAUUGCCUUAUCGGAGUGGAUUCAGCACGCAGAGAAUAUUGGGAUGCCGUCUGCAGUUGUUGCGAUGUUUCGACAAAUAGAGGAGCAUAUGGAUCUGCUGGGUGCGUGA